Messenger RNA from Elephantulus edwardii (Cape elephant shrew), 1087 nucleotides. It is a transcript of the gene ITM2B, whose product is annotated as integral membrane protein 2B. The transcript has 6 exons. Bases 135 to 935 code for a protein of 266 amino acids. Gene Ontology annotation, biological process: negative regulation of amyloid precursor protein biosynthetic process. NCBI's taxonomy places the organism in Eukaryota, Metazoa, Chordata, Mammalia, Macroscelidea, Macroscelididae. Gene Ontology annotation, molecular function: amyloid-beta binding. Gene Ontology annotation, cellular component: Golgi apparatus; plasma membrane; extracellular exosome. The record is from RefSeq and is a predicted model, not a curated record.
GCCGCCGCCGCCGCGCGAACUGCCCGCUCCCCCUCAGCUGCCGCUGAGCCGCGCCCGAAUCCGGCCGACGAGGCUGCACACGCAGCCAGGAGCCCGCGAGCCCGCCGCCCUCCGAGGGCGCCCCCGACCUCGCCAUGGUGAAGGUGACGUUCAACUCGGCCCUGGCCCAGAAGGAGGCCAAGAAGGAUGAGGCCAAGAGCGGCGAGGAGGCGCUCAUCAUGCCCCCCGACGCCGUGGCGGUGGACUGCAAGGACCCGGAUGAAGUGGUACCAGUUGGCCAGAGAAGAGCCUGGUGCUGGUGCAUGUGCUUCGGACUGGCGUUUAUGCUUGCUGGUGUCAUUCUGGGAGGUGCAUACCUGUACAAGUACUUUGCUCUUCAACCAGAUGACGUGUACUACUGUGGGAUCAAGUACAUCAAAGACGAUGUCGUCUUAAAUGAGGCUUCCCCUGAUGCCCCGGCUGCUCACUACCAAACCAUCGAGGAAAACAUCAAGAUCUUUGAAGAAGAGGAGGUGGAGUUCAUCAGUGUACCUGUCCCAGAGUUUGCAGAUAGUGACCCUGCCAACAUUGUUCAUGACUUUAACAAGAAACUCACAGCUUACUUGGAUCUGAACCUGGAUAAGUGCUAUGUGAUUCCUCUGAAUACUUCCAUUGUCAUGCCACCCAGAAGUCUGUUGGAGUUACUCGUUAACAUCAGGGCUGGGACCUAUCUGCCUCAGUCCUAUCUGAUUCACGAACACAUGGUUAUCACGGAUCGCAUUGACAAUGUCGACCACUUGGGAUUCUUUAUUUAUCGACUCUGCCAUGACAAAGAAACAUACAGACUGCAGCGCAGAGACACUAUUAGAGGUUUGCAGAAGCGUGAAGUCAGCAAUUGUGCCACAAUUCGGCAUUUUGAAAACAAAUUUGUUGUGGAGACUUUAAUUUGUUCUUGAAGAGUCAAGAAGACACUCUGAGGAUUUAAUUCAACAGCAUAACCCCAUUCUUUGUAUUUUGUGCAGUGAUUAUUUUUUAAAAUCUUUCAUGUAAGUAGCAAACAGGGCUUGCUAUCUUUUCAUCUCAUUAAUUCAAUUAAAGCCAUUAUCUU